AUGGAGAUGGGAUAUAAUUCAAGUUAUGGCACAAUCAAAAAUACAACUGAUAGAGAGGAUGCUGUUGAUCCAAUUAGUAAAUUAGUUUAAAAUAAUAAUCAAGCUCAAAUCAGAAUCUACUCUUUAGGAAUAGGUAAAGGAUGUAGUUAAAACUUGAUCAAAAGAGUGGCUGAAGUAGGAAAUGGCAAAUGCUAUAUUGUUUGUAAUAAAGAGGAUAUACAUGAGAAAGUUAUUGAUCUAUUAGAAGAUUCAUUAACACCAUAUUUGCAAGCUUUUAAAUUAGAAUCUAAUCUAUUUAAUGUAGCCUCUAUUGUUCCCUUCCAGAAUCAAUUGUUUGUUUAAAGAAAAAUGAAGAACUUACAAUCUAAAUCUUUUUCCUAUAGAGUAAGAAUAAGAAAAUCUAGAGUUUAAGAUCAUUUGUUUUGA
Messenger RNA from Paramecium octaurelia, 426 nucleotides. Lineage: Eukaryota; Ciliophora; Oligohymenophorea; Peniculida; Parameciidae. The record is from the annotation of a GenBank genome assembly.